This is a messenger RNA of Microsporum canis CBS 113480, 423 nucleotides long. RefSeq lists its product as hypothetical. The record is from RefSeq and is a predicted model, not a curated record. Bases 1 to 423 code for a protein of 140 amino acids. Lineage: Eukaryota; Fungi; Ascomycota; Eurotiomycetes; Onygenales; Arthrodermataceae. The transcript is spliced from 3 exons.
AUGUCUGACGCCCCUACAAACUCGACAGUCGAGGUUCCCACCUCCCCUAUUAGCGAGCGACGCGACUCUUUAGCGAGGUCUCUCCAGUGCCGUCCGGAUGCACAGGACCUGAAGAAUAGACAUAUCCUACUUGAUACCAAAGCAGCUCCUUCUCUCCAAGCAGCCCAGCAGGAACUCGCCCGCCAGCAGGCCGCUGAUGCACUGAAGAGAGGCCUGGAGAGGAGAUCUGAUCGUGAUUCUCUCGUUGAACGAAACAUCCUUCCUGCAUCCAGUGCUGCUCCGGCUCUUCAGGGCCCUGCCCGUGAACUCGAAAAGCACAUGCGUGCUGAUUCGCUUGAACACAAGAUCCAGAACCGACCAAAGCCGGAGGACUUGAUCAAGGCUGGAGUUCUAACAGAGGAGGAAAACCCUAUCAAGGUCUAA